Schistocerca cancellata (South American locust) is the source of this 2173-nucleotide messenger RNA. RefSeq lists its product as uncharacterized. Bases 117 to 1706 code for a protein of 529 amino acids. Gene Ontology annotation, biological process: neurogenesis. The transcript is spliced from 6 exons. Gene Ontology annotation, molecular function: protein binding. Lineage: Eukaryota; Metazoa; Arthropoda; Insecta; Orthoptera; Acrididae. Gene Ontology annotation, cellular component: cytosol; P-body. The record is from RefSeq and is a predicted model, not a curated record.
GUAGUGUGUAUACAAAUGCGCCAGUGUUUUGUUUACUUGUAAAGACGUGUUUGUAUUGCCGCUGUAUUUGUUUCGUGUACAGUUGCUAAGAUAGUUUUUCAUGAACUGUAACAGGAAUGAAUACAAACAUGAAACGAAAUAUUCAACCUGAAAAUUUAGCAGAUAGUCCAGAAUCUGGAAAAAGAAUACGAACAAGUAGCAAAAUGGAAGCUGGUGAUGCAGAUGAAGGAACGGCAAUAGUGGAAAACUCAAAAUGGCAGCUUUCAAAAGUUGACGUGAAAGAAAGGUUGGAAUAUUUGAGAACUUCAGCCAGUUUCAGUGACUGCGUGCUGCUUGUAGGAAGUGGUGAUGCCGUAGAGACAAUACGGACGCAUAAAAUGGUUCUUUGCAUGUCAAGUGUGAAAUUUGAGGAAAUUUUAUUGACUCGUUCAGCAGAAGAUGCCAUUACCAUAACUGAUGUGGAACCUCGUAUAUUUCAUUUGAUGCUUGACUACAUGUAUUUGGAUAAACCAAUCAUCAAAUCAUCAGAAGAUGCUUGUUUGCUGUACAAAGCUGCAGUAACAUAUCAGAUGCCUCAUCUAUGUGAAAUAAGUGCCAAAGUUUUAUCAAAAAGUUUAAAUCUUGAAAAUAUCUGGUCAAUAUUAAAGUUGGUAUCAGACACCCAAGAAACAUCACUUAAGGAAGAAUGUGAAAAGUUCAUCAGAAAACAUCCAUUAGCAAUUCUUCGGCAUGACAAUUUUAUCAAAGUUGAUGCCAAUAUUGUGCUUUUGAUGGUUGACCUGGACUGCUUUGAUGUUCCAGAAAUAGAUAUUUACACUGCAGUAGAUAAGUGGGCUGAACAUCAGUGUGAAAAAGUGAACAUAGCGGCUGAUAGGAACAACAAACGAGAAGUUAUUGGGUCAGAUAUACUGAGGAAACUGCGUUUUUUGGCACUAAAUAAAGAGCAGUUUGUGGAAAAAGUGGCGUACACUACGGAGAAUUCUACUACUUGUUUAUUAUCUAUUGAGGAAAGUUAUGCUGUGCUGAUGAAUAUGACAGUACCUGGAUGUUAUCCAAUGCCUACAGGUUUCACAGUUGAUAAUAAACCAAGGAAGUUGUCAAAAUUGCGCUGUAUACGUAAAGUUCAGCCGAUAUCUGCCCAGCCACCUUAUGCUUCAUACAAUACUCCCCCGUAUACGUCACCUACAACAUUUCCCCAUAUGGCUGUUGUUGCCAUGCCUACAGCUUCACCAAGUGGAAAUCUUGGUGGAAAAAAUUUUUCUUUGGAGAUAAGAGUUGAUUUUCCCAUAAUGCUGUUUGGAAUCCAAGUUCCAACACUGUUGUUUCCAUCUCAACAGGGACCUCUAGGACCCAGAGAUUAUGAUGAAUCUUUUAUUGUUACUGUUCUAGACUCUUCGGGAAGCCCAAUCAGUCAUACUGUUUAUUCUGGGAAAGUUCCUUAUGGGUCUGCAUUUGACAUUAGCCUUAAAGAUCCUGUUCUUCUGCAGAAAAAUACAGGUUAUAAAAUUCAAAUAUACACAAGUAACACAUACUUUUUGUGUAGGAAGCUUUCUAACAUUGAGCACUGCCCACCAGUGAAAUUCACUUUCAAAGAUUCUACAAAAGUUGCUCCUCCAAAUACAAAUCCAAUGUUUGUGACAAGCAACAUGAAACAGGAUUCUGAUUUUGGUUUUGUCACUCAGAUUAUAUAUUCUUUAUGGGGUUAGUUUGGUUAUACUGUUGAAAGUUAAGCAGUAUGAAUCCUCAUUUUUCAUUUUUUCACAGCAUUAAUCCCUUUUCUGCUCAGGUGCUUUUCCACCUUUUACAUUUGCAAUCAUCUGGAAUUUUCCAUGAAGUCAAUUGUUGUAUGCAGGUUUUUUAGUAGCACUGUGAAUGAAUGUUAAAUACAUCGUAUCAUAUGUAUUUUCUUCGUGUGUGAACUGAACACAGGCUGAGUAAGUACUACGUUUUAUUUGACUGAUCUUUUAUGUAACUGUCAAAACAGUACACUGUGACAUUUAGAGUGAGGAAAGGUGUGUGUAAACAUAUAUUCCUACACAGACCAGUAGAUAUAAGAUAAAAUGAAUAUGUACAUAUAUUUUCAUGACAACUUGCUGUAAUGGCGAUAGUUUUUUCCUUCUAUUUCCAUUGUUUUUUUUUUCAGUACAUAGAACUCCUUUCAAGAAUAGCUUCA